AUGAAAUCCCCAGACUCGCCCCAGUACCUGCCACCCCAGGACCCGCACUACACCUAUUCCCCCGCCCACGCCCUCGAUGUCACCCAGCCAGCACCGCCAGCCCAGCCGGUCCAGCCAGCGCCGUCUGUCCGUCUGCCCUACCCCCACGAUGCCGCCUUUCCCAAGCUCGAGAACAUCAACGAGGUGCUCCAGGCCCAGCAGGCCCAGCAGGCCCAGCAGGCCCUCCACGCAAACCAUGUGCUGAAUGCGCCUCAACCCCAGGCCCACGCCCCACAGUCCAAGCCAAACAGACUGCGCAAGGCCUGCGAUUCUUGCAGCAUCCGCAAGGUCAAGUGCGAUGAAUCAGGCCCGCCCUGUAGGGCCUGUGUAGCCCUUGAAAUCCCAUGCACAUUCGAUCGCCCCAGCCGACGACGCGGACCUCCCAAUAGACAUGCCGAAGCCAUCAAGCGGCGGCGCGUUGCCGGCAUUGACUCGGAAGGGUCAGCGCCCGAAUCUCCCACCAGUGCCGCCCACGCCUUGGCCCAGCUCCAGUCCUCCCAGCUCCAACCCUCGCAGCCAGCCCAGCUCUCUGCCGAGGAGAUAUGCGCCCUCCCGACCCUCAACGCCCUCAUUGACGACUUCUUUACCUAUAUACAUCCACUAUGUCCCUUUCCGCACGAGCCCUCGUUUCGUGAAGCAUGGGGCCGCAGAGAGGACUUGACCAAUCCCUCCUUCCUCGCCCUGCUGGCCUCCAUGAUCGCUACCUUGGUCGCCUCUUUUCCCCGGAAACCGCGCUUGCACCUCAACUCACAGACGCGCCACGAAUACCCAAAUCAUCUUGCCCUGGUUGACAAGUGCCGAGACGUUUGCGCCCGCGCGCGGGGCCCUGGCUACCUCGAUCGUCCUUCUCUGAGUGUGUACGAUGCUUGUACAAGCUAUUUCCUUGGCUUGACUGGAGCCUAUGUCUUCCAAUGGCGGCCGCUACGUCUGUACAUGGCCGAAUGCCUGACCAUCAUACGCGGCUUGGGCCUCCAUAAACCCGAACUCCAGGGCUAUACUUACCUCGGCGGUGUACCCAAUGCCUGGGGCUCCAGUGGUCCCAACUACGAUGGAUCGAGGGAGGCCAAAGUCGACUACAUCACAGAAGAGAUCGGCCGUCGUGUUUUCUGGACUGUCUUUGUUGGUGUGCGGACCAUACAGCAAUUGGGCGCAUCUUUUGGAGAGCUUGUGAUUGCGCCUGCAACGCCCAGCGAGCCUCUACCUCCUCUACCGCGAGAAGUAGAUGAUGUGCACAUCUUUCCCCAUGAAAUCCAGCCACAGCAAGACGGUGUCGUUUCAAUGCUCACUGGCUUCAACAUUAACGUGCGCAUUUAUCUUUCAUAUUCUUCACUCGCUACAGCCGAGAUGGCUUUUGGUAUUGAUGAGAUAUUCGAUUGGGACCGACAACAGCGUGUUUUGCAGCAAAGCUUGCAGCGUUGUAGGCAGACUUUGCAAAAUAUACCAGAGGUUCUGAAGGUUCGUCCCAAGAUUGGAAAAGAUAGCGAGGUUGAGCCACAGAAAUCGUAUCAACCGCCCGUAACCGAGUACGCAGGCAUGCGAGAUCCUGCAAUAGAUGAUUACCAGAAGCCAGAUGCUCCAGAUUCACGACGCUAUGAGAUACAGAAAGCGAAUAUUUACGCUAGCCAUUUGGCCACCCGCUCCCACUUGGUUGAGAAGUAUUUUCUACAACUAGAAAAGUAUCGAAGAACAAAAGCCCAAGCGAAUCUGCAGAGCUCUACCAAUGCGAUUGCGGCAGGAAUCGACAAGUUCGUAUCUGACACAACAACUGACCCUGAAGCUCUCGAAAAGAUAAUGUCCGAAGAGCGCGAACAGGUGGUCAAAGACCUCUUGGUGGUACUAAGCAACAUCGACAUGGUUAACAUGGAGCCUAAUGGUGACUCUUUUAUACAAAAAAUUCGAUCCAUUGCCAGUACGCUGCUGGACGUACCUAAAGAAAGAAAAGGUAGUGUAGCGCAGCAGCAUCAAGAUUACCUGUACAAAUUCCUAGAUAUACUAAGCAAACUGGAGAGGGUAAGCCCAGAAGUCAGUGAUCUCAAUGGCAGCAGCUUUGACGAAGAAAGCGAGUUGCGGUUGUGGGCAGAUUUGAGGGACCAUCAAUUGAGAUUCCAAGAGCAUGGGGGCGUUUAUGGCUUUUGAUUAAGCGACAGCUAGGUUGGAUUCUGAGCUGAGUAAAGACCAAUCUUGUUCAAGAUAUACAUUACACGAAAGCCUGUCCCUCAUGAUGUUCCACCAGCCACAUUUGAGGCAACGCCCGCAACCAGCCUUUCAACGAGGGCCUCAUUCAACAAAGACAUUGCUUUUCCCGUUCAUCGUGAGCAAGUCAUC
Bipolaris maydis ATCC 48331 is the source of this 2364-nucleotide messenger RNA. RefSeq lists its product as uncharacterized. NCBI's taxonomy places the organism in Eukaryota, Fungi, Ascomycota, Dothideomycetes, Pleosporales, Pleosporaceae. Gene Ontology annotation, biological process: positive regulation of transcription by RNA polymerase II. Gene Ontology annotation, molecular function: zinc ion binding; sequence-specific DNA binding; DNA-binding transcription factor activity, RNA polymerase II-specific. Gene Ontology annotation, cellular component: nucleus. The record is from RefSeq and is a predicted model, not a curated record.